AUGAUGGUUUUGAAGCUUUUUGGAAUCAUUUUUUUCUGUGGCCUCCUCUCACCCUCGCAGGAAGUCUUGUCUGGUCUGUCCUGUGCUGUCAGCCCGCGGGCGAUGCAGAAUGUUCUCUCAGAUGCCAUAAUUCAUAGUGGGCUCAUCCACCAGCACCUGCAGGGUCUCGUGGUUCCCAACAUCAUGGGUGAAGGGAGUCAGCUGAGCUCUCCUACCAGCAUCACGGACCUGCACCUCAUCAAGGUCCGGGUGCCCAGGCUGUCGGUGGUGCUGCUGCCAGGGAUCGGGGUCCAGCUGACCAUCGGGGCAAAGCUGCAGCUCAGAGGCAACUGCUUGGUUGGCCUGCUCUCAGAACUCAUUGAUAUCUUAGUGGAAGUGAACAUUACUGCAAACAUUAAAUGCACAAACUUUGAAUCUGGCACGUUCCAGGUUGUCACUGAAGACUGCCUCUGCAUUCUUGGGGCCAUAAAGAUCAAGGUCCUUUCUGGCUUGCUCACCCUGUCAGUGAAUGAGCUGGUGCUUCGCCAGUUGACAGCGACUCUGCCCGCUUUGCUCUGCCCCGUGGUGGAUAUCGUGAUGAACCUUGUGAACAUCCAUCUCCUGAGCACUCUCAAUGCAGUGAUCCCGGUCGGCACAGCAGGAACAAUCCACUACCAGCUGGCCAGCAUCCCCUACACCUCUGGCAGGUUCCUUGGGCUGGAUUUAGAUGGCGUGGUGAAGCAGGUGGGAGGCAGCACCAUCCCCCACGACUCGUCCCCCUCUGCUUUGCCUCCUCUGAUGGACCGGCUCCUGCUCUUGGUGAUGCGCCAGAGCUUCCUCAAUGCAGUCCUGUCCCUCCUGCUCCAGCUGCCCCCACAGACCUUCCCCUGCACGCCAGACGUGUUCUCCGGUGCCAGCCGCCUGCGCGAGGCCGUGCGGACCAUCGCUCCUGCUGGGUGCUCUGCCUGCAGUGGGACCAGUCCUCUGAGCAUCAAGCUGGUGUUGAGAGGGAACCCGCUCAUCCUCUUGGAAGAAAACAAAGCCAGUGUCAAACUUUCAGUCCUGAUUCAGCUCUUCAGUAACCACUUAGAUGGAUCCAUCCUCAACUUCCUGCUGCUGAAGGCUGACCUUGCUCUAAACGUCCGUGUGUCCAUUGUUGGGGGCAGGCUGAUGCUGCAGCUGGCCUUGGGCAGCACUUCCCUCUCCUUGGAGUCUUCUGAUGUUGGCAUCAGUAAUAUCUCCACCCUGAAGCCCCACUGCAGCAGUUUGCUUGAGGAAAUAUUCGUGCCUGCCAUCAAUGGUGCCCUGAGCAUGGGGAUCCCUCUGCCCAAGGUGCUGCGCAUUCCCCUGGUGAAUGUGGAUUUUCAGAUAAAAGCGGGCCUGAUCGUGUUUCUGGUGUGAGCUGUGCAGCCAGAGGCAUGGAGAGCACUGUGGGGGCAGAGAGAGGAAAAGAGCAACAAGAAUGGAAUGCCAGG
Camarhynchus parvulus is the source of this 1454-nucleotide messenger RNA. RefSeq names its product BPI fold-containing family B member 4-like. Gene Ontology annotation, molecular function: lipid binding. The record is from RefSeq and is a predicted model, not a curated record. The transcript has 15 exons. Lineage: Eukaryota; Metazoa; Chordata; Aves; Passeriformes; Thraupidae. Bases 1 to 1380 code for a protein of 459 amino acids.